AUGUGCCAUCGCAGAAUUAGCUCUACCAGAUUUGUCUGUGGACACGACGCUCCCCACGGCGAUCUGCGGAUCGACUGUGGGUCCAGCAAGUGCAGAUAUAGCUCGCACCACUACCCUAUCAAUCACGAGUGCAGAAAGAGCUGCCGACAGUGGUUGGUUAACUGUCCUUGCUAG
This is a messenger RNA of Guyanagaster necrorhizus, 174 nucleotides long. RefSeq lists its product as uncharacterized. Bases 1 to 174 code for a protein of 57 amino acids. The transcript is spliced from 2 exons. NCBI's taxonomy places the organism in Eukaryota, Fungi, Basidiomycota, Agaricomycetes, Agaricales, Physalacriaceae. The record is from RefSeq and is a predicted model, not a curated record.